AUGUCCGACGCAUUACUGCAUUGUCUGGAACGUCUUCAUUUGGACGACGAUACGCAGCUAAAGGAACGCGCACUUCGAUUUCAGCAACAAUGUUCGCGAUUACCGCCCAAAGUGUUCGAUGCCGGUCCCAACUGUAAACCCGUAAUUAGCAUUCACUUGGCUUUCGAAAGUUUGGAAAAGACGGGAUGGGAUAACAAGCUGGCUGCGCAGUUGGCUACGUGCACCAAAGCCGCCUACGAAAACACGAUCAGCAAUGUGCGCAAACAAUUGAAUCUGCAACCUACCGUGUCUUUUAAUACCCUCACCAUUGCACUUGGAUGCACGACCAUGAUCAAGCAAGUGGAAGCCUUAUACAGUACAUUUACCGAGAAAUAUAUUACAAGACUCAGUGUCGCCAAUCGACAGUCCGCCAAAGAACAGCUGCAGCAGCCACAGUGGAAAGGCGCCACCGUUUACGUGUGUGCCAAAGCAUUCGGCGUAAGAUUUAACUGUGCAUGUCUGUGA
Molecule: messenger RNA, 504 nt
Organism: Radiomyces spectabilis
Lineage: Eukaryota; Fungi; Mucoromycota; Mucoromycetes; Mucorales; Radiomycetaceae
Exons: 2
Coding region: 1-504 (167 amino acids)
Biological process (GO): DNA replication initiation; DNA replication
Cellular component (GO): nuclear origin of replication recognition complex
Source: RefSeq, a predicted model, not a curated record